AUGAGGAACGCUGGCAAGGAGGUGCAGGGCUCCUCACAACGCUACGCCCCGUGCGACUGGUAUUACCACCUGCCAGCCAAGCGCUCCGAGAAGCCCGUGGAUGCCCCCCCAGCGUCCCAGAUCCCAGGGCUCAGCGACCUGGGAGACUCCCCGAGCGGAAACCUGCCAGGAGCUCGGAGAUACUGGAUCAAGGAAACAGACUCGGAGUACGUGAAGCUGGCCAAGCAGGGCGGCAGGCCUGAUCUGUUGAAGCACUUUCCCCCUGGGACCUCGACGAUGGGCACCCCCAUGGCCUACUCCCUGCCUGACUGGUACAUCCACCACAGCAAGCCGCCUACCGCCAUGCAGCGCCCGGUCCCUGUGGUCUCCAUGCCCGACUACAUGGUUUACGAAGAAUUCAACCCUAAGCAGGCCAACGGCAGCUACGAGUCCAGAAGGGGGCCCUUUGACUUCGACAUGAAAACCGUCUGGCAGAGGGAGGCUGAGGAGCUCGAAAAGACCAAAAAGAAGGUCAAGCUACCAGCCAUUCAUCCCAAGAAUCCCAGCAAAGUGGGGACCCCGCCGGGCCCCAAGGAGCCUGCAGGAAGCAGACUGUCCUUCCCUCCCAUGCCUGGCCAAAAAGCCAGUUCACCCACAAACUUUUCCAAACUUAUUAGCAAUGGUUAUAAGGAUGAGUGGUUGCAGCAGCGUGCUGACUCGGACAAGAGGACUGUGAAGGUGGCGGCGACGCGGUCCUCUGCGGAGCCCCAGGGACCAGAGGACACAGAAUCGCGCCAGGAGCCAGAGGUCCCCGAGGGCUCCGAGAGAGUACCAGAUGCUAAGGUGACCACGCCCUUAGGUCGCCCCAGCCACCUGACAGCAGUGCUGGGAGAAGGGGCUGCAAGUGUCGAGAAAAUAGUGGACCACCAUGGAAGAAACAGUGGCCCACUGGUUCCCCCACCCCCCUCGUCCUCCCAUCCUCAGUUCCGAGGGCCCUGGAGGAACUCUGGGGACCCUGCAGCUAGCUCUUUGAAGCACAUUAGCUGUUACCUUCUGCGGCCGGCGUGGACAGAGAAGAGGCUCGCGCACAAGGAUCGGGGCAGAGUUAAGACGCCUCGGCUAGGGCCGCUGACACCACCAGCCCGGGCCAACGCCACCUACUCGGAUAUCGCCCUCAAACUCUUCCAGGCUCCGGCUGUUGGGGGCGCAGCCGGCGCUGGGGCGGCGGGAGCGGCGCCACGGCCCGCGGAGCUUCCCCAGGCACUCCCCGUGCGAAUAGCGGGCGCGCCGGGCGGCGCCAGCGCUUCCUUUGCCGGCUCUGCGCGCUCCGCGGCGGCGGCGGGCCAGGAUGGACGGCGCGGGCCACGGGAGGCCCCCAGGUCUGGACGGUCCCAGAAGUCUGGGGCCGGAGAAGCGGGGGAGCGCUCGUUGCACCUGAGAUCCCCGGACGAGCUGCUCUCUGCCGCGGGCCCCAGGGAGGAGGCUGCACCUGCGGGGCUUUAA
Ochotona curzoniae (black-lipped pika) is the source of this 1482-nucleotide messenger RNA. RefSeq names its product chromosome unknown C7orf57 homolog (gene CUNH7orf57). Bases 1 to 1482 code for a protein of 493 amino acids. The transcript has 10 exons. The record is from RefSeq and is a predicted model, not a curated record. Lineage: Eukaryota; Metazoa; Chordata; Mammalia; Lagomorpha; Ochotonidae.